Molecule: messenger RNA, 4797 nt
Organism: Dreissena polymorpha
Lineage: Eukaryota; Metazoa; Mollusca; Bivalvia; Myida; Dreissenidae
Product: 85/88 kDa calcium-independent phospholipase A2-like
Exons: 20
Coding region: 149-2788 (879 amino acids)
Biological process (GO): lipid metabolic process; positive regulation of ceramide biosynthetic process
Cellular component (GO): mitochondrion
Molecular function (GO): protein binding
Source: RefSeq, a predicted model, not a curated record
GGUGUAUGGUUGUAGUUAGCCACAAUCGUCAAAUUGAAAAAAGCUUUUGAGUGACACCGAAAUCAUGAAAAUGCGUGCAUGUUAUGAUUGAUCAAUAACAAAAGCUAAAGAUAUACACACCUCUACAGGACAGACAUUCAGUCAGACGAUGGCCCUGUUCCGAUCAUUUGUAGACGGUCUUAGCACUGUCAGUAACAUGGUCGGCGCAAAUAUCAGCCCAAACAAGGUCACGCUUGUCAAGCCUGAAAAUUACGACAGUAAAACAGCAAUCAAAAGCAGACAGUAUCUAACCUUGUACAAGAAACUUGGUUGUUUUGAAUGUGUCUUUUGCAAUGUAGCUGCAUCACCAAAAUAUUUCAGCUUGUUUAGAUUGACUAAAGAAGUGGAGGCUAAUAUACAGUAUGAAGCAUAUGAUGCCAUUUUAUCAGGACUGGUAAAAAACACGAGUUCUCUGUGUGAUGAAGCAAAGAUUCAGUCUGCCUGUGAUGUCAUAAGAGAGCAUCCAAAGUGGAACUGCGCUCAUGUGGCAGGAUUUGUUGGGCUGUUUGAGACAUUCCGGGAUCCAGAUGUCAGGAGUGUCAUCAAUAGUCCUGAUAGCGUGUCAGGUGUAAGUCCGUUGAUGUCUGCCGUGAUUGGGCACCAGAAGCACUGCGUGCAUGAGAUGUUGGUUCAAGGCGCCCAGGUGGACAUGGCUGACUUCAGGGGACUAACGGUGUAUCACUAUGCAGUCAAGCACCUGCCCGAAGUGCUAGAUUUUCUUUUUGACAAAGACAUGCACAAGACAUAUGACUGGAUGGACGCCAAGGGGGAGACAGCCCUCUACCAGGCGUGUCUCAACCCUCCAGAGAGGCCCAAGGGGGAAGGGCUGGAGAAAGCCGUUACUGUGGAGAUGUUGCUAGGGGGUGGGGCUGACCCUGCCAUCUCCAAGGACAACAAGUUGCCCAUACAUGUGGCUGUGGAGCUAGGAGAGUUAGAGUGUAUCAGGCUGAUAAUUCAGAAGCAUCCAGAUCAGAAGGAGGCCAAAGAUAACAUGUACAGGGGCACACCACUGCACUGGGCGAAAACCAGAGAUGUGACAGAGUUGCUAUGCCAACUGGGUUGCAACGUCAACGCUUUGAGCGGCACAAACCACACACCCCUGCAGGUCAUGCUGACCCACAACAGAAAAGAGCCCCUCAUGGAGCUGCUCUGCUAUGGGGCUGACUGCAAUAUAGGGGACAGCAAUGGGGACACCCCUCUACAUGUGGCAGUACAGUGGACCUCUACAACACCAAAACCUAAAGAUUCAACUGACGACAUAGAUCUAGUUCGGAUUUUUGUUGUGUUUGGGGCCAACGUGAACUUGAUGAAUUCUACCAAUCAAACACCACGACACCUAGCAGCCAUUUCAAAAGGGAGAAACAAAGACAUAAUCCUGCACAUGUUACACAUGUCAGGGGCCAAGCGAUGCAAGGAUACUUGUAAGGGCUGCAUGGUUGGCUGCUCACCUGAGGGAACCUUCAAUGGGAAACCAGACGAGAAAUCAAAAAACCUUUUCAAGCUUGACAAAACAGCUUUAUUUGAUGACAUGCUAUGCACUGCGGUCAGUUGUACAGCCAAGAUGAAGAAUUCCAAGGGGGAUGCCGUUCUGGACUUUGUGGAUGGACCUUUGGAUGUAGGGGACAGGGUGCUGAGCCUUGAUGGUGGAGGUAUUCGUGGCCUGGUUCUCAUCCAGAUGUUGGCAGCGAUAGAGGAGGCUGCAGGGUUACCUGCCCAUGACCUGUUUGAUUGGGUGGCUGGGACCAGCACAGGGGGACUCCUUGCUCUGGCCAUUGGCGUCGGUAAACCCACGUCCUACAUACGGGGAAUGUAUUUCCGCCUUAAGGACCAGGUAUUCAAGGGGUCAAGGCCGUAUGACUCAAUUCCGUUUGAGAACUUACUGAAGGAAGAGUUUGGAGAGACCAGUGUAAUGACGGACAUUACGCAUCUAAAGGUAGUGGUGACUGGUGUGCUGGCAGACCGCUUUCCUGCAGAGCUGCACCUGUUCCGGUCCUACCAGCCCACCCUGGACAAGCCCAACGAGGGGGUACAGGGGCAGAAUGAGCAGUUUGAGCCCGUAAAACCACCCCAUGAGCAACUGAUCUGGAAGUGCGCCCGAUGUUCUGGGGCAGCCCCCACAUAUUUCCGGGCCUUUGGGCAGUUCAUGGAUGGUGGCAUGAUAUCUAACAACCCUACCCUGGACCUUCUUACAGAGAUACAUGAGUAUAACACUGGCCUCAAAUUCCGCAAAUGGUGUGCAAAGCAAAAACAGAGGGAAGAAUGUAAAAGUCCUGACAAGAAUGAAGCUGAUUCUGUAAGACCCCUGGGUGUAGUUGUCUCCCUUGGCACAGGUCGUGUACCAUUAAUAAAGCACAACCACAUUGAUGUGUUCAAACCUAGUGGCAUUCUUGAAGUUCACAAAGUGUACAAAGGAACCACUGCACUGCUGUCUCUUCUAAUUGACCAGGCGACAGUUUCUGAGGGUCGACCCGUGGAUAGAGCUCGAGCCUGGUGCAGUAUGCUCAACGUCCCGUUCUUCCGGUUCAGUCCCCAGCUCACUGAGGAUAUUGGACUGGACUGCGUGGACAAUCAGGCAAUCAUCAACAUGAUGUGGGACACGCAGUGCUACAUUGUUGCCAACAAGCAUCGUAUUGACCAGGUGGCUCAGCUGUUAAAAGGGGCUCAAGGUAAAAUAAGGGUUGAAGGGUCAAGCCAGCAGAGCGGGACGUCUGAGUUCCAGGAUAUGACCCUGCAUGCAGCAAAGUCUUAAAGAUGAAGACAGUAAAAGGAAUGCAAAAUGUAAUUUAAGGAAGUUUAUUUGAGGAUUGUAGUGAAGUCAGUGUUGUUAUCUAUUGUGCUGCCAAAUAGUCAGUGUUCUUAUCUAUUGUGCUGCCAAAUAUUAUUUUGUUUUAAUAAGAAUUGUAUGUGAUGAAACUGUGCCAAUUUAUAUGUGUUUUGAUAUUUGAAAUAGGGAACAUUUACAUUUGCCUGAUUUUUUUGAGUUUGUAAGGAAAUGCCUAUUUAUAUCAUUUAGGAACCAUUUUAUAAUAGUUGCAGAUGAUACACAAAAUUGGCCGUAACAUGUAAACUUAUGCACAUAAUUGUUCAAACAGAUGUUUAUGUUUUUUUUCUAUUGGCAAAUAGAAUUACUAAGGUAGAUUGUGUGUUUGCAUUAGUGUUUUAUAUUUCUAAGUUGAUGAUAAAUUGUUAAUAAAACCAGUUUCAGUGACCACUGUGGAAUAUACAAUUUGCAUGUUAAAACACAAUAUUAUGUUCAAAAAAAUGUUUAAACUAUGAAUGCAUGUAUUCAAAUAGAACAGUUUCUGCAGGAUUGAAUUCGCAAACAAUUGUAUUUAUGAAUUUAAAUGAUUGAGCUUGUGAUGAAAUUGUUAGAUUGUGUGUCAUUCUGAGCACACAAAAUGAUCAUAAUUAAAGGAGCACAUAAUAAAUGAGUAAGCACAAAAAUUGUAAGGCCACUUUAACCCUUUGCAUGCUGGGAAAUUUGUCGUCUGCUAAAAUGUCUUCUGCUGAAUUUCCAAAAUUAGCAUUUUCUUCGAUUUUUUUCAAAGAACACUAUCAGAAUAGCAAACAGUUUGGAUCCUGAUGAGACGCCACAUUCUGUGGCGUCUCAUCUGGAUCCAAACUGUUUGCAAAGGCCUUCAAAAUCCGGUUCCCGCACUGAAAGGGUUAAUUGGUGAGUCACAAAAACUGGUAACUUGCCAAUAAGAAGCAAACGCCUGCAACCAUAAUAUGGUAGAUAUAAAAUGUAUUGAACAAUUUUUAAUAAUAGUUAUUGAUAGUUUUAGAUGAGAAAUAAAUCCAGAAUAUAAAUGCUAUCAAAUUGUUGUUUUAUGCUCUUUUUUCAGUUUCUAAAAUUACUGAUUUCUUAUUCAAUUUGUAUUUGCACUAAAGGGUUCUUAAUCCUGUUUUAUAUUUAUAUAUUAUUUGUAUUUAACCUAGCAGUUUUUUUUUUACUUUUGUAAAUUGCAAACUUUCUAUAUAAAAUAAUUGUUAUAUGCAUUUGGGAAGUAUUUGCUUUAAAUGUUGCUAAAUACAUGCUUAUACACAAUUAUAUUGAAUGAUAUUUUCGCAUUUACAAAUAAUGUAUUAUGCAUGUUUUUAUGGUUUCGUAUGUUGGUUAUUCAGUGUUCAAGUGAAGAAGAGAACUAAAAACCUUCAUUCUGAAACAUGGACACAUAUAUUAUUUAUGUGUUUUAAACUGUUGUAUAUGUGUCCUAAUUAAUUCUGUGAUAUUUUUUGUAUGUAUUUUGGUCUCUUGUAUGGAUUUAUACACACUCUCAUUGUAAUAUGACAUUCCAGUUAUGGAAUUUUAUUUUGUAAUGAAUUGAUUAAGCGGCCUAAACAAUAAACUUUGCCAUGGGACUUAAUGGCAAGAAGUUAAGCAACUAAGAAGGCUCUGGAUGGUUUGUUUUUGAUGUUAAACGACACUGUUAAACAUAUUUAUUUUGAAUAUUACUAGUACUGUUUUCAUGUAAGUUAAUAUAUAUUGACAUUCUGUGAGUGAGAUUAGUUAUUUAUGUGUCUUCUUGUCUGUGUGUGGUCUCUGUGUAUAUAUUAUAUAGUUAAUUAUUGUUGGAGUAAGUUAAGCUGUGAUAAUGUUGUAUGUUUGUUUUGUUUAUUUCAUGGUGUUAAUUGCUGAUUUAACUUCAGCUCAUAGUUGCUUAUCAAUUAAAAUACCUAGUUUAACUGAUCAAUUAAAAAGUUAAGAUUGUAUUAUCUUGAUUAAUCAUGCAUAAAAUCAAUAAAUGUAUAAAAAUA